Molecule: messenger RNA, 1971 nt
Organism: Symbiodinium pilosum
Lineage: Eukaryota; Dinophyceae; Suessiales; Symbiodiniaceae
Source: the annotation of a GenBank genome assembly
AUGAAAAUCGGCAUUAUACCGGUGAAUAUCGGGGUAGAUUCAGUAGAGCAGAUGACUGGGCUUGCGCAACUGGCAGAAGGUUUAGGCUUCGAAUCUGUAUGGACUUUUGAGCACGUCAUUGUGCCGCUGGAUUAUCAGUCCAAGUACCCGUACAGCCCCACGGGCAAAAUGGGCGCUGCGCCGGAAACCAAUUUUGUCGACCCGCUGAUUGCACUGUCGCAUAUUGCGGCAGCCACAAAAACACUCAAGCUGGGUACAGGGGUAAAUAUUCUGCCCCAGGCGAAUCCUCUGUAUCUGGCCAAGCAGGCCGCAAGUCUGGACUUCGUUUCCCAGGGAAGGCUGCUGCUGGGUUUAGGCAUAGGCUGGCUGCGCGAAGAAUUCGAAGCGCUUGGCGUGCCAUUCGAAAAGCGCGGUGCUCGAUUUGAUGAUUAUCUCGAGGCCAUGCAGAAGCUCUGGCAGGGUGGGGUGGCGGAUCAUCAAAGUGAGUACCUUGAUUGGCAGGGUUUCAAAAGCUUUCCCAGCGCUCCGGAACUGGCCGUUGUCAUUGGUGGCAAUAAAGGCAAAGCCUUCGAUCGAGUGGCCAAAUAUGGCCAAGGUUGGUUUGCACCCACUACCGAUGCCGGUGAGUUGAGCGCCGAUAUGGAGAAACUUAGAGCCGCGUGCGAUGCACACGAUCGUGAUGCCUCCCAGGUGGAAAUAACCUGCAUGUGGACAGGUCAGGGGGGUGAUGAAGCGGUGCAGGCCCUGGCUGCUGCGGGUGAUCGCAGCAUAAAAGAAUUGGCAACACACGCUGGGUUGGUGCAGCACCUCAGGGUGAUUGUGCCCGUGUUGCACGACGAUAAUCACCUGAAGGUGUUGUUGAAGUGGCUGGCGGAACAUCAACUGGCGGCCAUUGUUGUGGAUGGCGCUGCCAGCGAGGUGACGCAAAGGCUUGUGACCACUCCGCAUGAAUACAUAGCCCAUCCACCAGGGAGAGGCAUGCAGAUCGCUUGUGGUGUCGCUGCCUCUGCCGUGCCCUGGAUAUGGGUUCUGCAUGCAGAUGGUUUACCAAGCAGCGCUGCGGUAAGCCAGUUGGGUGGCCUGGUCGAGGCUGAUGAGCCUCGUUGGGGUCGCUUCAACGUGAAAAUACAGGGCCUCGCGCUGAUUGCGCACACGAUGAACCUGCGGUCUCGAUUCAGCAGAAUCUGUACCGGAGAUCAGGGCAUGUUUUUCCAUGCAGGUCUGAUUCAAGCAAUAGGUGGUUUCCCGGCACAGCCGCUGAUGGAAGAUAUUGAAGUCAGCCGGCGCCUCAAAGCGGUUGCAUCAAGUGCGUUUGUGGCCUUGAGCGCAACUGUUGAAACGUCGCCGCGCCGUUGGCGCCAGGCAUUAGCCGUGUUCACCCGAACGCCUGUAAUGGGUAAAACGAAAACCCGCCUGGCGAAAUCGUUGGGCAAAGCCGAAGCGUUGGCGGCGCACAUUGAGCUGGUGCAGGGUUGCCUGGGCAGGUUGCAGCUGCAGGCGGAUGCACGCUGCGAAUUGUGGGUUACUGACGAUGCGCCUAUUGUCGCCCAGUGGGCGGAUCGGUAUCACUUCGAUCUGCGGUAUCAAUGCGAAGGCGAUCUGGGCGCGCGCAUGUAUCACUGUCUGGCGCAGAUGUUCUUAGCGGAUGUGUCGGUCGCAGUGCUGGUUGGCACGGACUGCCCGGAUAUUGACGGGCGUUAUGUGCGGCAGGCCUUCCGCGCGCUGCAGAGCAACGACGUUGUGUUUGGUCCUGCUGAAGAUGGUGGGUAUGGCCUGGUUGGCAUAUGUCACUCUGCCAUGCCGGCGGCAGUGACACUGUUCCAGGAUAUUGCAUGGGGCAGCUCGACUGUGCUGGCGCAGAGUCUGGAGCGAGCUGCUGAGGCGCAGUUGUCGGUUGUUCAGUUGCCGGUGAUCUGGGAUGUUGAUCAGGUCGCGGAUUGGCGCCGCUAUCAGCAUAUCGAAAAGGGUUAA